Messenger RNA from Lepus europaeus (European hare), 3854 nucleotides. It is a transcript of the gene RCBTB1, whose product is annotated as RCC1 and BTB domain containing protein 1. Lineage: Eukaryota; Metazoa; Chordata; Mammalia; Lagomorpha; Leporidae. The record is from RefSeq and is a predicted model, not a curated record. The coding region runs from base 199 to 1794 and encodes 531 amino acids. Gene Ontology annotation, molecular function: protein binding. The transcript has 13 exons.
CUCUGGGCGCCGUUGUGCCGGGAGAGACCUCGCCUCGGGCACUGCCCAUCCUCCCUCGGCCCUUGCCGAAAACUUGGCAUCGGCGCCUUCACCUCCCCACGGCAAAGGCCCAGGUUUGAAAGCAGAAAGAGGAUUGGACACAUUGCUGGGGAAGCAGAGAUGUUGGCUGAUUUGUAGGACUUGCCUGAAGCCAGAGUCAUGGUGGAUGUAGGAAAGUGGCCAAUCUUCACUCUGCUCUCCCCUCAAGAAAUUGCAUCGAUUCGGAAAGCGUGCGUCUUUGGCACCUCAGCCAAUGAAGCCUUGUACGUUACUGACAAUGAUGAGGUCUUUGUAUUUGGACUGAACUAUAGUAACUGUCUGGGAACUGGAGACAACCAGAGUACACUCGUACCCAAGAAGCUUGAAGCUUUGUGUGGAAAGAAGAUUAAAAGCCUCAGUUACGGGAGUGGGCCACAUGUUCUUCUCAGCACCGAAGAUGGAGUGGUUUAUGCCUGGGGCCACAAUGGAUACAGCCAGCUUGGGAAUGGGACCACCAACCAAGGCAUUGCGCCCAUCCAAGUCUGCACCAACCUCUUGAUCAAGCAAGUGGUUGAAGUAGCCUGUGGCUCACAUCAUUCAAUGGUUCUGGCAGCUGAUGGAGAGGUAUAUGCCUGGGGCUACAACAACUGCGGCCAGGUGGGUUCAGGAUCCACAGCGAAUCAGCCAACUCCUCGGAAAGUCACCAACUGUUUACAUAUUAAGCGGGUGGUUGGCAUCGCCUGUGGUCAGACCUCCUCCAUGGCUGUUCUGGACAAUGGAGAGGUGUAUGCCUGGGGUUACAAUGGCAAUGGUCAGCUGGGCUUGGGAAACAAUGGCAAUCAGCUGACGCCUGUGAGAGUGGCAGCCCUGCACAGCGUGUGUGUGAACCAGAUUGUCUGCGGCUAUGCACAUACUCUAGCACUAACAGAUGAGGGCUUGCUGUAUGCCUGGGGAGCUAACACGUAUGGGCAGCUGGGAACUGGCAAUAAAAAUAACCUGCUAAGCCCUGCACACGUCAUGGUGGAGAAAGAAAGGGUAGUGGAGAUCGCAGCCUGCCACUCCGCCCACACGUCGGCCGCCAAGACACAGGGCGGGCAUGUGUACAUGUGGGGCCAGUGCCGGGGCCAGUCAGUGAUCCUCCCCCACCUCACACACUUCUCCUGCACUGAUGACGUGUUUGCCUGCUUUGCCACGCCCGCCGUCUCCUGGCGCCUUCUCUCCGUGGAGCAUGAAGACUUUCUAACGGUCGCAGAGUCGCUGAGGAAAGAAUUUGAUAGUCCAGAAACUGCUGACCUGAAGUUUCGAAUUGAUGGGAAAUACAUUCAUGUCCACAAAGCUGUUUUGAAAAUCAGGUGUGAGCAUUUCCGAUCCAUGUUCCAGUCUUACUGGAAUGAGGACAUGAAGGAAGUGAUAGAAAUAGACCAGUUUUCUUACCCCGUGUACCGUGCCUUUCUUCAGUACCUCUACACAGACACAGUGGAUCUGCCGCCUGAGGAGGCCAUAGGUCUUCUGGAUUUGGCAACGUCUUACUGUGAAAACAGGCUGAAAAAGCUGUGUCAGCACAUUAUAAAGCGAGGGAUUACCGUGGAGAACGCCUUCUCGUUAUUCUCCGCUGCAGUGCGAUACGAUGCAGAGGAUUUAGAAGAAUUCUGCUUUAAGUUUUGCAUCAAUCAUUUGACAGAAGUCACACAGACUGCAGCAUUUUGGCAAAUGGAUGGCCCCCUGCUAAAGGAGUUCAUUGCUAAAGCCAGUAAAUGUGGAGCCUUUAAGAACUGAAGCGCAAGGCUGCGGGGUUUUGUGUGCAUGCUCUGGGGUGCGCUGGGCGUGUCCAGUUUGGGGGUGAUGUGAUUCUGCAGGUAAAAAACUGUCGGGUUGUUUGCCCCCCCCCCCCGCCCCCCCCGAGACACAUUUCUCUGUGUAGGAGAUACAUGAAGGAUGUCCAGCUCUGCCUGAGCUGGUUUAAAUGUGUGUAUUUUAAGCGCUACCUUCCUUACAUUUGGGCUGGCACACUGGGAAAGAGUGAGAGUUGAGCUGUUCUUGUUCUCGUUUUUGGCUAGAGGAACUUCUGAACUUGGAAAAGAGACGUUGACAGUGUCCUGGCUCACAUUCAUCCAUGCUGUGAGAGUGUUGACUGAGAAGAGAGAGGCCCCGCAUGGUGUGCGCGAGCCCUGCAGCUGGGCUCGUGGAAGCGUGGCGUUCGUGGCUGGUGGUAGUCUUACUGUGAGGGACUGUAGUUGAGUGUGUGAGGCUUUUGUUUGUGUGCUUGUGUAUUGAUGAUUUAGUUCAACUCAAGGCAUAUCAGAAUAACACUCGUUUAACAUGACUUAGACCUACUGAAAUGAUAAUUACAUGAAGAUAAAUUUCUAGGUUAGCCAAGACUUCUUCAGAUUUCAGUGCAUAAAGAGUAGUAGCUUUAGAGUUAUCACAAAGCUGAUAACGAAUUAGAAUCUCCACUGCUUAAACAAUGGUGUUUAAUUUCAUUAAAAUAGACUUUAAGAACUCAAGUUCAAGUUGUCCCUCCCACCUUUUCCCCAAUAAAUGCUGACUCCUAAGAGGAAAAUGAUGACACAUACAGCAUUGCCUUCCUAAAUCAUGGCUGCCAAAUUGUCACUUUGCUGUGUCUGACUUGAAGACGUGGUUCUCGAAACCAGCUUCCUUACUGGACUUCAUGGAUUUGCUGUGUUUUCUGUCCACCGGCUCCCAUCACAGCUGUGCUCGUUUAAAACUUCACCACCUUCCGCUUUUGAUCUCCUGCUGCUUUUAAUUGUUACACUGUGUGGCACAAUUUAACCUCGAAGAAAGGCCCAAAUUAUGGUGUGUGUGUUUUUUUGUUUGUUUGUUUGUUUUUGAAAAGAUCUAUUUAAAAGGCAGUUGUGUUUUUGGCCUGGUUACACACUGUGGCCAUGGGAUGUAAGUAUCCACCUGUAGAGUCUGGUCCAACAGUUUGUGUGAGCUCCCUUCGUAUAUUUUGUUUCCUGCUUGGGAGGGCCCCUUCUGAGCUUAGAGCCUGAAUAAUACCUUUGCAGAGCCAAAUUAAUGAGUGUGAAGAGAUGCUGCUGCUGCUAUUCUUAACAGUGUAUUUUAAUGUGUGUAGGUAGGGGUGUGGAGGGGAAUGAGGCCCCGACCAUAGGGAUUCACUGGUAGGUGAGACAAAUAGAAACCUAGGAGUCCCAGCUGCCUUUUCUUUACCAUAUCACAAGUGACUAAUACCUAGAGGGUUAUUAGGGUAGAAUCAGCUCUGCAACGUGGUAAAACUUUUCUUUCUGGGUUGAAUGCAUAGUAACUGGAUUACUGGCUAUGAUGGGCAGUGUUUGUAACAAUCACUGUUCUGUAGGCUUAUGAGCUGAACAAAAUGAAACUCAGUGUGUUUACUAUUGCUCUUACUUGAAAAAUAAAAAUAAUUUUUUAAAAGCACAAAUUGAAGUAGUAGACCCAUAUCCAUUGAUCCAGUUCGUUCAUUCAGGAGAUACCGAGUUUCUGAUAUAGGUGAAGAACCACUUCCCAUUAAGUCACUGAGUAAUUUGUAUGAGUAUGUAUGGUAGUGAGGAGAAUUAGUUUUUCAAAAAGUACUUGAGGGUCUUUUUUUUUUUAAAAAAAAAAAAACUCUUAUUUUUCUACUUGGUUUCGUUGUUAAUUAUAGCAGGAGAUAAACACUGUUCUUUGAAUUGACUAUUUCAUCUGAUGUAAUAAUGGAAGCCAAAGUAUUCACAUUUCUCAAAAUAACCUGUAACGUACUCUUGAACUUCUUACUGGAAUAAUGUUUGAUAUUCUGGUAUGUAAGCUGUAUUUAUGUAAUGUUUAGAAUGAAAUACUAAUAAAUCAGUCUGUUAAAACAA